Arctia plantaginis is the source of this 1758-nucleotide messenger RNA. NCBI's taxonomy places the organism in Eukaryota, Metazoa, Arthropoda, Insecta, Lepidoptera, Erebidae. The record is from the annotation of a GenBank genome assembly.
AUGGCCGACUACUUGCAGGACGCCUCUUUCGGAAUGUCAUCUGUUUUAAACAGGACAAACGAAGAAAAGAAGAGAAGAGGCUGUUUACCGCCCGCUUUUAUAGAAAACCAUUAUAACCAGUCAGUAUCUGAUCGUUCGUCGUCGCGUACGCAUGUUCGGUGUCCCGCUGUCUUUAUUUAUCACGAAAAACAAUAUCUGUUAACCUUGGCUCUAUUUCGGAGUUCAGACGACGCUUUGCCUCAUAUAAUACAAACACAACACAAGGACAAAACAAUGUCGACGGCAGUGCAGACGCAAGUGCUGAACGGGCGCAUGAACGGACACACACAUUCCCUUAACGGAGACGCACAUGCUCACAAUGGCACUAAUGGCGACACGAGCUCUUGGGCAGAACAGUUCCUGCCUAUGCCGUUAAAAAUCGAUGACAAAAUAAGAGCACAGAAGAUAGAAGCACGUCUUCGCGAUGUAGUACUAGAUGGCAAUGUUCUACGUCAAGUGGUGAAGGUGUUUGAAGAUGAGCUGGAGCAUGGACUUCGCAUGGAGCCUUCCAGUCUUCAAAUGGAGAAUACAUACGUUCCAGAGCUACCUGAUGGAACAGAAGAGGGUGUUUUCCUGGCUUUGGACUUGGGCGGCACCAACUUCAGAGUUUUAUUACUGGAGCUCCGCGCUGGACAACUUGUCAGAGAGCAAGUAGAGCAGUACCACAUCAAUAACGAGUUGCGUGUCGGCACCGGUGUGGCGUUGUUUAACUUUCUGGCUGACUGCGUUCAAGAUUUCGUGAUGAAACUGGGCAUGGAGAACGAGGAAUUCUCCCUAGGGUUCACCUUCUCCUUCCCAAUGAAACAGCAUUCCAUAUUGUCUGGAGAACUAAUCACUUGGACCAAGAGCUUCAAAUGCGGAGGUCUGGAGGGCGUGGAUGUAGCUGCUUUGUUGCAGCAAUGCCUCAGAGACAGGGGUCUGAACAUUACUGUCAGGGUUCUGCUUAAUGAUACAACCGGGACCUUAGUAGCAGGAGCGCACAUCGACCCUCAAGUUGCUAUCGGCGUGAUACUCGGUACUGGUUCCAAUGGCUGUUACAUGGAGCGCGCGUCCCGCGUGAAGCAUUGGGAAGCAGCACAUGACCGCAUCAAGGACGUGUGUGUCGAUAUAGAAUGGGGAGCUUUUGGAGACAACGGAUGCUUAGACUUCAUCAGAACUGAGUUUGACAAUGAAGUUGAUGCGAGGUCGCUGCUUGCUACGUCUUUUACUUUCGAGAAGUAUAUCAGCGGAAAAUACCUUGGUGAUGUGCUGUCAGUUACUUUGGGUGGAUUGGCCAAGGAUAACUUGUUCCCGGCAGCACCUAUUCCUGGCUCCCUGGAGACACAAGAUCUAAGCUUAUUUGAAAAAGAGAACUGUGAAGGCGAAGUAAAGCGUACCCUGGAGGUGUUACGUGAAAAGUGUGGGUGUCCCACCAUCUCGCACACUGACGCUCUUGUGGCGCAACACGUGGCACAUGUCGUCUCCAACCGCUCAGCUCAACUUGUCUCCGUCUGUAUAUCAACGUUACUGCGCCGAAUUGAUCGACCCCAUGUCGUGGUGGCAGUUGAUGGGUCCGUUUUCAAACACCACCCUCGCAUCGCCAGCCUUAUGGACAAGUACAUAUCUCUGCUUGCACCAAAGAAAUCGUUUACACUGAUGGGAGCUGAAGACGGCAGUGGUAAGGGUUCAGCGCUAACGGCAGCCAUCGCCGCUCGCAUCGCAAAACGUGAUUCUUCGUAA